CAUAUACUGGACAUAAAUAUUUCUCACGAUUUUCACAGACGAUUGGAUAUGUUCAUGCGAUUUCUUCAAGACAGAAAAGGAAAUAUACAAGGAAACCAAACAAUACUGAUUAUCUUCAAUAAAGGAUAGCGCAUUAUUAUUCUUGCAUCAUUUAAAGAAAAUGCUGCCUUGGACAUUCAUUAAGCAGGUACCGAUCUUAUUUGUUCUUACAGAGCACGUAUUUCUGGCUACGGGAGAGAUCCGUUAUUCUAUUCCAGAAGAAAAACCUAGAGGGGCUUUGAUAGGAAAUAUUGCUAAGGAUUUAGGACUAAAUGAUCAGAGAUUGAAAACUGGCAGGGCUCAUAUUUUUACUGAAGGGGGCACGGAAUUCGUAGAGCUAAAUGUAAAUAAAGGGAUUUUAGUUGUUAAAGAGAGAAUCGACAGAGAGCAGAUCUGCGGUAGCAUCACACCUUGUUUAUUACGUUUUCAGAUAAUACUUGAAAAUCCAAUGGAAUUUCAUAGAGUUAUUAUUGAAAUUAUUGAUAUCAACGACAAUAAUCCAGUUUUUUCUAAAAAUAAUAUUCAGUUAGAAAUUAGUGAAUUCUCUCCCACAGGAGCAAUGUUUUCUUUGCCAAAUGCCGUAGACAGCGAUGUGGGUGUAAACAGCUUGAAAUCAUACACACUCACACCAAAUGAUCAUUUUAAAUUAAAGAUUCAGACGCAGUCUGAUGGCAGCAGCUCUGUUAGCCUAUUGUUAGAAACGCCUUUGGAUAGAGAAACACAAGAAGAGCAUGUUCUGUUGUUAACUGCUGUUGACGGAGGUGAGCCUCAGCGGUCUGGAACUACUGAAAUUAAAAUUAUUGUUGUCGACGUGAAUGACAAUGCUCCCGUUUUUACAAAGGAGAUUUAUAAAGUUGCUGUCAGAGAAGAUUCGUCGAUAGGCUCUGUUCUGAUAAAGGUACAGGCAAAUGACGCAGACAAAGACACCAAUGGACAAAUAAAAUAUUUUUUUACCCACUUCACGGGUAAUGCCCAAGAUUUAUUUGCAAUAAAUUCAGAUUCGGGUGAAAUUAAUGUCAUUGGUCAAAUCGAUUAUGAAAACAGAAAUAUGUAUGAAAUAACAGUAGAAGCCAAAGAUGUUGGAAGUCUCGUAGGUUCUUCUAAAGUAAUUAUUGAUGUAAUUGACGUGAAUGAUAACGCGCCGUUAAUUAAUCUCAUGUCAGUCUCAAGUCAAAUUUCUGAGGAUUCAUUACCUGCUACAGUUGUGGCAAUGAUUAAUGUGCAAGAUAAAGACUCGGGAAAAAAUGGAAAAGUCAGUUGUUUUGCUAAUAACAACAUUCCGUUUAAAUUAGCAUCGUCUUUGAAUAAUUUUUACAUUUUACAAACAGAUGGGUUUCUAGAUCGUGAAAAGGUGUCGCAGUAUAAUAUUAGCAUUGUGGCCAAAGACGAAGGAGAUCCUCCGCUUUCAGCUACUCAGACAAUCACACUGCAGAUUAGUGAUGUCAACGACAAUCCUCCAGAAUUCGAAAAGGAGAGUUAUGCAACAUACAUCACAGAAAAUAAUGCUCCAGGAUCCUCUUUCUUUUCCGUGAGAGCCAAAGAUGUCGACUCGGGACUCAACGGGAGAAUCUCUUACUUUAUUGCAGAAACAGGGAUUAAUAACAUCUCGGUUUCAUCAUUCGUGUCUAUUAAUUCGGAUGAAGGUGUCCUGUAUGCCGUGCGUUCAUUCGAUUAUGAGCAGCUGAGUCAUUUCCAAGUCGCCGUGGCGGCUAAAGACAGAGGCUCUCCACCUCUUAGUUCUAGCGUGAUAAUAGAUGUGUAUGUUCUGGACCAAAAUGAUAAUCAUCCAGAGGUUUUAUACCCAAUUCCGAAUAAAGGAUCUCCGGUAGCUGAAUUUUUACCUCGUUCUGCAGAUGUUGGCUAUCUGGUUACAAAAGUUGUGGCUGUUGACAAGGACUCUGGACAAAAUUCUUGGCUUUCUUAUAAAAUAUUCAAAGCUACUGAUCAAACGCUAUUUGAAAUAGGUUUACAUAAUGGAGAACUAAGAACUCUCCGACAAAUUAUGGAGAAGGAUUCUACAAAGCAAAGAUUAACUGUUCUGGUAGAAGACAGCGGACAGCCUUCUCAUUCUGCUACUGUGAAUGUCAACGUUGCCAUUACUGAUAACUUUGCUUUGGCGUUUUCUGAAUUCAACGAUUUUGCGCAAGAGAAAAACAAUAAUGGCGACAUAAAGUUUUACUUAGUGCUCUCAUUAGUGAUAGUCUCUUUGCUUUUUGUGAUUUUUAUUAUUAUUCUAAUAUCUUUAAAAUUUCACAAAUGGAGACAAUCGAAACUUUUCAGUGAAUGCCCUAAUGGAACUCUCCCUGUUAUUCCUUAUUACCCGCCUCGUUAUGCAGAAGUGGGGGGCCACUGGGACUCUUUGUCACGUCUAUAAUUAUGAAGUCUGCCUCACAACGGAUUCAGGAAACAGCGAGUUUAAAUAUGUCAAACCUUUGAUACAGA
Messenger RNA from Erpetoichthys calabaricus (reedfish), 2481 nucleotides. RefSeq names its product protocadherin gamma-A11-like. Bases 161 to 2413 code for a protein of 750 amino acids. The transcript is spliced from 2 exons. Gene Ontology annotation, cellular component: plasma membrane. NCBI's taxonomy places the organism in Eukaryota, Metazoa, Chordata, Cladistia, Polypteriformes, Polypteridae. Gene Ontology annotation, biological process: homophilic cell-cell adhesion. The record is from RefSeq and is a predicted model, not a curated record. Gene Ontology annotation, molecular function: calcium ion binding.